GCUCCUCAGUGAGGGGAACUGACACACUGACUCUGUCCACAGAUGAUGAGUCUCGACUGACCUACACAUCAUGUACAUCUGCCUCAGUAAUGUCUUCCGCUUGUCUAAAGUGCAAAGAGCGCGGAGCCAAACACAGCUCCAUCAAGCUCUGCGCACCACAGACAGAGUAAGUGCUGGAUAAACUCGACACACUCCUCAUGACCGACUGACAGAGCCAGGAUUUUGGGACAUUUGAUGAUGAUUGACCAGACUUAGAUGAUGGACUUCAGCGCUGACCUUUGACCUCCAGCCAAUGAGUCCCCAUUCCUGACUGGUGGAAGAUGGAGAAGCCUGUGUUUCUGCUUUGUGUUGGGUGCGCUACACUGUAAACAAUGGAGGCGUCUGGAUUACCUCCGGCAGCAGAGCUUAACGAAACUGAACUUAAUGGGACAUUGAGUCAUGGCCACCCUAUGCAUCUGGCUCCCAGCAUGCAGUUAGGGAGCAUGUCUAACCCACAAUCCCGUUUACGAGACACGUCGGGGCUCGUAGUCAUGGUGACUCUUAACGCAGUGGCACUCUUGGCCAACAGCGGUGUACUCGCAGUAGUAGUGAAAGUCCCCCACCUCCGCAAGUUCAGCUUGGUGUGUCACCUCUGCAUCGUGGAUCUGCUGUGCGCCGCCCUCCUCAUGCCUCUCGGCAUCGUCUGCGGCUCGCCCUUCUUCGCCGGCGUCAUCUUCUCCGUACUCGAAUGCAGACUGUACAUAUUCCUCAAUGCCUUUCUCAUAUCUGCCUCCAUCUUUACGGUUACUGUGAUUAGCAUCGAACGCUACUUCUACAUCGUGCACCCCAUGAGGUACGAGGCUAAAAUGACCCCUUGGUUGUCCGCAGCUGUGAUGGGACUCGUCUGGGUGGCGUCUACUUUGCUGGGACUUGCUACCGUCUUCGGAUGGCCCAGUUAUGGAAGUAGAAGCUCCAUUGCCGCAACCCAUUGCUCUCUCCACUGGAGCCACAGCGGACACCGUCGAGUGUUUGCUAUCUUGUUCUGCACGGUUUGCUUUUGCGUGCCAGCCUCCAUUAUUAUUGCCGUCUACGGGCACGUCUAUAAAGUCGCCCACACGGCUGCCCGGGAAAGAGGGCCGAUCCCGAGCUGGACGAUGGCGACCGCUCAUCCGAAGCGUCGGUCUGAUUCCGUCAACAGCCAGACUACAAUUAUCACCACCAGCACGAGCAUCCGGAGAAACCCGGUCCCUCGCAGGAGGAAGAGAACACUGGUUGGCGGGAAAGCGGCACUCACUUUAGCCAUCAUCGUGGGUCAGUUCCUGCUCUGCUGGCUGCCUUACUUUGCCUUCCACCUGCAUCUGUCGCUGGGAUUCUCUCACAGUACCUCAGAAGAAGCUGAGGGACCCGUCACCUGGCUGGCGUAUUCCACGUUCGCGGUAAACCCCUUUUUUUACGGGCUGCUGAACCGUCAGAUCAGGGAGGAGUUGUGUAAGAUGCUCUUGUGUUGCCGAUCGGUCGGCAGGCCAGUGCGGCCCUCAGUGUCGGGCCACGAACGUUCAGGCCACGAAGACUUUUUUCACUUUUUGCACAGGAGCGGCGACAGGGAGGGGGUCAGAUGCAGCUAUCACAUGGCUACACCGAGGAGCACGCUGGACCAGAGCGGUUUUAGGAUACCGGGGCAAAUACCAGAAGAAAUUACCUAAGAUUUUUAUGACAUUGAGGAGUUACUCAAAAACAUUUCAAUUCAUAAUCAUUUCUGUGAUGCAUUUUUAUUACUUUACAAAUUAUGUCUGUUUGUUUUUUGGC
Pimephales promelas (fathead minnow) is the source of this 1785-nucleotide messenger RNA. RefSeq names its product putative G protein-coupled receptor. Gene Ontology annotation, biological process: G protein-coupled receptor signaling pathway. Gene Ontology annotation, cellular component: plasma membrane; endosome; signaling receptor complex. NCBI's taxonomy places the organism in Eukaryota, Metazoa, Chordata, Actinopteri, Cypriniformes, Leuciscidae. Gene Ontology annotation, molecular function: G protein-coupled receptor activity. The record is from RefSeq and is a predicted model, not a curated record.